AUGGACGCCCUAUACCCCAGCGAAUCCUGUCCCCGGAAAGCCCCGGCCGAGAAGCGUCGAUGGAACUACGAUGAGGAAAGCCAACUCAUCCGUCUCAUUGAGGUAGAGACAAUGACUUAUGAACAAGCAGCGCAGGUUCUCAAUCGUACCGCACAUGCUACUCAGCAUCGUUACGCCAUGAUCCGACAAAGAGACGUGAGCGCCACCAUAAACUGGACUCCCGAACUCGAUGCCGCUGUGAUCGACGGCCACCGCCGUAUGCAGAAGCCCAAGGCUAUCUCGCGCGAGAUGAACGUCCCGAUUGAAGCGAUACAAUCUAGAUGGCAAGCCCUCAAGGCCAUGAAAAGAGUACCGCAAGAUGUGAUCGAUCUACAGCGGCGCAAAAAGUUUUGUGAUUUCACUCCGGAAGAUGACGAAGCGAUUCUACGUUUGGAAAAGUCAGACGGAGGUAAUAAACAGAAGAAGGAAGUUGGUCGCUGA
Messenger RNA from Alternaria infectoria, 480 nucleotides. RefSeq lists its product as uncharacterized. The record is from RefSeq and is a predicted model, not a curated record. The coding region runs from base 1 to 480 and encodes 159 amino acids. The transcript is spliced from 2 exons. NCBI's taxonomy places the organism in Eukaryota, Fungi, Ascomycota, Dothideomycetes, Pleosporales, Pleosporaceae.